Messenger RNA from Sceloporus undulatus (fence lizard), 8376 nucleotides. RefSeq names its product cholesterol transporter ABCA5-like. The coding region runs from base 1125 to 6044 and encodes 1639 amino acids. The transcript has 39 exons. The record is from RefSeq and is a predicted model, not a curated record. Gene Ontology annotation, cellular component: membrane; intracellular membrane-bounded organelle. Gene Ontology annotation, molecular function: lipid carrier activity; ATP binding; ATP hydrolysis activity. Lineage: Eukaryota; Metazoa; Chordata; Lepidosauria; Squamata; Phrynosomatidae. Gene Ontology annotation, biological process: lipid transport; transmembrane transport.
AUUUCCUUCCUCACAAGCGAGGGACUCGACAUCGUCUUUUUCCAGGGUACAUCUUCCAUUUCCGCCUUCUGUCCAGGAGGAAUUCCAAAAGGUUCUCUGUUUUGAGCAUGACUAAGAAGCAUGAAUUUACUUUUCUAUGGAGUUUAUCACAUGAAGGAGAUUGGGAAUUUACCCCAUGCAUAUCUGGGGGAAAUUGCAUAAUUACGAGAAACAAUUUUACACAACAUUGCACAAAACCUGCCAUUAAAGUGGUCACAAAGAAGCAAUAACACACAUCUUUUUACUUUCAGGUUUUCAGCAGCAAUGCAUUUCUGAUAUCACUUUAUUUGCACAAUUGUGUGUGCUAAUCAUUUGCGCAGUAACUCGCCAUUUUCGCUUUAUUUGCGGGAUGCUUUAAUCUCUCUUUAAUGCUGAAAUUAGCCCCAGUGUGAUAAACUCCUAUGACUGUUUUUAGCUUUUGUUUUGUAAUCUCAUCCCUUUUUUUGUUAAAGGCCCUACGUUUUGUGGUGCCUGGCCCUGCUUUGCACUGAGGACAUCUGGUCACCCUGCUCACAGACUGCCUCUUUGGUUGAAAAGGGCCAACUGGGGCUGGACAGCAUGGAGAGCCAAAGGCAAGAACUGGGGCGAGCAAAGAGGAGCAUUAAGGUGCUCUUUCUGGCUGUUGCACUGCUCCACUUAAUGCCUCUUUGGAACCAAAGUGACUUGGCAGAAAGUGAAAACAAGUGGAAACCUGAGAUGCUUUGAUCUGGCUGCUUCCCUGCUCUGACGCCUGUUAUCCUGGCCUCCUUUAACACUGAUCUGGCUUCAAGGCUGGCUUCCAGCUGCUUGCUUGCUUGCUUCUGCAGAUUGCUCUCUUCAGCCCCACAGACUGCAGUGAACAGGGCGCGGCUGAUGGUGCAAGCAACUUUCGGAGACAGAAUUCUGAUGCUGAUGCUCGGAAGAGCGUGGGAUCUGGUACAUUUCCCCUAUUGUUUUUAGCCCCUACAGGUUGGUCCACAUUAGUGGUGGUGGUGGUUGUAUUUUUUUUUUAAGCAUUAACACCUAGCUCCUCUAAAAAGGAACAGAGUUUACCAGGCUCUGGUGACAUCUGCAAGGCCGGAAGAAUAACAGGCUAAUCAUUAAAAAUGUCCUCAGAUGUUACAAGACAAGUAGGAGUGUGGCGACAAACUAGAGCACUCUUAUACAAGAACUGCCUAGUUAAAUGGAGGACUAAAAAAAUUAGCAUACAGGAAGUCCUGAUUCCAAUUACCUUGUUAGGUUUACUAAUAAUAAUAAGCAUGAUACAGCCAAACAAAAGACAUGAUGAAGUGCCCGAUUCAAAUCUUCCCAAUCGUUCCAGAUAUGUUAAUUUCAUUUUUGGCUACACAUCAGGGAAUGAUACAACAAGAAAAAUAAUGCACAAACUGUUUUCAGAAUACUGCAUGGAAGGAAAAGAUGCCGUAGAAUUUUUGAGUGAGGAAGAAAUGGAAGAGGCUAGUCUCCAAAGCUCAGAAAAAUUUGUAGGCAUAAUUUUCAAUGACUCCAUGUCCUAUCAUCUCAAAUUUUCAUCGGGACUUCUUCCAUCAUCUUCAAUUCAUGUGAAAUCAAAGACCAGCUGUUCAAGCUCUUCUCCAAACUGUGAAGCUAAUGCAUACUGGGAAUAUGAAUUUGCAGCACUGCAGAUCUGUAUUGAUGCACUGCUGAUAAAGUUAAAGACCAAUCAUUCAGUUUUGGAGGAACUGGAAUCAACAAAAGCCAUCAUGAUGGGAAAGUCUGCUGUUGUGGAAACAAAUGAUUUUGUUCGCAUAGUCAUACUAACUUACCUUGUGAUUGCCUUUUCACCAUUUGGCUAUUUCUUGACCAUCCAUAUUGUGACAGAAAAGGAAAAAAAGAUGAAAGAAUUCUUAAUGGUAAUGGGACUUCAAGACACAGCUUUUUGGCUUUCUUGGGUUUUACUCUACGCCAGUCUGAUUUUUGUCAUGUCCCUUCUCAUGUCGGUCAUUGCAACAUAUUCUUCACUCUUUCCUCAAAGUAGCAGCUUUGUGAUAUUUCUUCUUUUUUUCCUAUAUGGAUUAUCCUCUGUUUCCUUUGCAUUUAUGCUAACGUCUAUUUUCAAAAAAUCAACAUAUGCUGGCUCAGCUCAAUAUUUCACAACCUUGGCUUUUGGGGCUCUAGGCCUGACCAUUGUCCUGGUGGAAGAUUUUCCAAAGUCCUUUAUAUGGUCAUUGAGUCCACUGUGUGAGUGCACGUUUUUAGUUGGCAUUUCACAGGUUAUGCAUCUGGAAGAUUAUGAAAACGGAGCUGUUUUCUCAAAUCUAACUCUUGGCCCAUAUCCACUCAUUAUUGCUUUAACACUAUUGGCCCUUGAUAGCACACUUUACCUACUCCUUGGGGUUUAUUUGGACCAGGUGAUUCCAGGGGAAUAUGGAUUACGAAGAAGUUUUUUCUACUUUCUCAAGCCCUCAUUUUGGAUAAAGCGAAAGAGAAAUUAUAAGGAAUUGUUUGAGAACAGCAUUAUUGGGAGCUUGGAUAUCAAUGAGAUAAUUGAACCAGUAUCUCCAGAAUUUCAAGGAAAGGAAGCCAUCAGGAUCAAUUGUGUGCAGAAAUCUUUUGUCAGAAAGGGUGAAACUGUGGAGGCUUUAAAAAGUUUAUCCUUUGACAUAUAUGAAGGCCAGAUCACAGCUUUGCUUGGACAUAGCGGAACAGGGAAAACAACAUUAAUGAACAUUCUUUGUGGAUUGUGCCCACCUUCUGAUGGAUUUGCAACAAUAUAUGGAUGUAGAGUUUCUGAAAUAGAUGAAAUGCUGGAAAUAAGAAAGAUAACAGGAGUUUGCCAGCAAUUAGAUAUAUAUUUUGAUGUAUUAACCGUGCAAGAAAAUUUAUCAAUAAUUGCCUCAAUUAAAGGCAUACCUCCCAAUGAGAUGAUACAAGAGGUCCAAAAGGUUUUGCUCGACUUGGACAUGCAACUUAUUAAAAAUAACCAGGCCAAAAAACUUAGUGGAGGACAGAAACGAAAACUGUCAGUUGGAUUUGCAGUUCUUGGGGAUCCAAAGGUAUUACUCUUGGAUGAACCAACAGCUGGCAUGGACCCAUGCUCUCGACAAACAGUUUGGAACCUACUGAAAAACAGAAAAGAUAAUCGAGUGACAGUGUUUAGUACCCAUUUCAUGGAUGAAGCAGACAUCAUCGCAGAUCGAAAAGCUGUGAUUUCCCAGGGGAUGCUGAAAUGUCUUGGCUCCUCUCUCUUCCUUAAAACAAAAUGGGGAAUUGGCUACCGCUUGAGUAUGCAGAUAGACAGGUAUUGUAACACAGAAGGUACAGCAUCUUUAAUCAGACAACAUAUUCCUGAAGCCAGCUUGUUAAAACAAAAUGAAGAACAACUUGUAUUUGCUUUACCUUUCAAAGACAUGGACAAGUUUUCAGCACUGUUUGCUGAUCUAGACAUUCAUUCCCAUUUGGGUGUUGUUUCUUAUGGUGUUUCCAUGACAACUUUGGAGGAUGUGUUUCUCAAACUGGAAGUUGAAGCUGAAACUGAACAAGCAGAUUUUGGUAUUUUUAAUCCUGAGCAAGCUGAAGAGGAAACAGAUGCAAAAUCUGUUGAUGAGUUAGAGCAAAGCCUGCUGAUGCUGUCUGAGACAAAAGCUUGUGCGCUGAGCAAUAAGGCACUUUGGAAAAAGCAAGCAAUCACUAUGGCAAAGGUUCAUUUUCUUAACUUCAAACGUGAUACUAAAUCAAUGACUGAAAUAUUCAUGCUUUUUACAAUAUUUCUGGGUGUUGAGAUUUUUAUUUUUUAUAUGUAUCAACACUACUUCAAACAUGCCAUGGUCCCUCUCAAACUCUCUCCAGACCUAUAUUUCCUUAAACCAAAUGAAACUCAUCAUAAAUACAAAACCAGUCUCCUUGUUCAAAACGUCACUGGCAUUGAUGACAUUAUCAGUGGUCUUAGGAGCCAGAAUAUCCUGACAGAAAUAUUCAGUGGAAGUGAUUAUGUGUCGGUUGCCCCCCAUAAUGGAGCAUUAAAUGUGUCUCAUGCGCGCACGAACUACAUCUUUACAGCUGCUUUUAACCGCUCCAUGAUACAUUCUGUACCUGUUAUGAUAAAUAUUAUUAGCAACCUGUAUCUACACAGUUUAAAUGUAACAGAAAGCAUCAGUGUAUGGAGAAGCUCUUUUUUUGAAAAAAUAGCUGAUCAAGGUUUUGUGACCAUUCUGAUUGUUCAAGGCGUAACUUUAGGAGUCACCAUAACUGGGAUGCCAUCAUAUUUUGCCAUGGAGAAUGCAGAAAACCACAGGAUCAAAGCCUACACUCAACUUAAGAUAUCAGGCCUUUAUCCAUCUGCUUACUGGUGUGGACACGCAAUAGUUGACAUUCCUUUAUACUAUAUUCUUCUUUUUCUGAUGAUGGGAAUCUUGUAUGCUGUUUAUCAUGAUAUUAAUUUUUUUCCUAUAGAGUUUCUUGCUAUGGGUUUUUGCUUUAUUGGCUACGUACCUUCAGUAAUUCUGUUCCAUUAUAUUCUUUCCUUUACCUGCGAAACCAUACAAAACACCAAAGAAUUUUGGUCUUUCAUUUUUUCGGCAGUAGCCUUGAUCUGUAUCAUUGUUACUGAUGUAGCUUUUACUCAAUGGUAUGAAAUAGCUGUUAUAAUUCACACUUGCUUUUGUGUCUUCAUUCCAAUCUAUCCUCUUAUUGGGUGUCUGAAUUCUCUUCUAGAGGUAGUCCAAAAGCUUGGUCAAAAGAUAGAAAGGAGUACAGAUAUAUUGUUGGCAUCAGCAGUAGUGCCUUAUGUUCAAUGUGUGAUUUGGCUCUUUCUUCUGCGCUAUCUUGAGGUCAAACGUGGAGGGAAAUCAAUGAGAAAGGACCCAUUUUGCAGAACUUCUGUGAAACCCCGUCCAUGGAAGUACCAAGAUGUUUCAGAGGAUGAGGAUGAGGAUAAAGAUGUUGUUGCUGAGAGGCUGAGGGUUAAAGAGAUGACAACCUGGCAGAGUGCUGAGGAAAAACCAGCAAUUUUGGUCAACAGUUUGCAUAAAGAAUAUGACGAAAAGACAGAUUUUCUUCUUGGAAGAAAAAUAAAGAAAGUGGCAACAAAUAAUGUCUCUCUGUGUGUCAAAAAAGGGGAAAUAUUAGGAGUGCUAGGUCCCAACGGAGCUGGGAAGAGCACACUGAUUAAUAUUCUAGUGGGAGAAGUAGACCCAACAUCAGGCCAGGUGCUGAUGGGCAAUAAUUCUGCAGGUGAAAAUAACGACAAUAAUUCCAUGAGCUAUAUAGGAUACUGUCCACAAACAAACCCACUUUGGCCCAAUAUCACAUUGCAAGAGCAUUUUGAAAUUUAUGGUGCUAUCAAAGGAAUAAGCACUAGUGACAUGCUAGAAGUCAUAAGAUGCAUCACUAGUGCACUUGAUCUUAAAGAACAUCUACAGAAAAAAGCAAAGAAGCUUGGAGUAGGAAUCAAACGAAAGUUAUGUUUUGCCUUAAGCAUGCUUGGUAACCCUCAUGUUACCCUGCUAGAUGAGCCCUCCACUGGUAUGGAUCCUAUAGGAAUACAGCAGCUAUGGAAAGCAGUUCGAGCAGCCUUUAAAAGUAAACAGAGAGCAGCGAUUCUGACAACUCAUUAUAUGGCUGAAGCCGAGGCUAUAUGUGAUCGAGUAGCUAUCCUGGUGUCUGGAAACUUGAGGUGUAUCGGAACAGUUCAACAUCUCAAGAGUAAAUUCGGCAGAGGUUAUCUCCUAGAAAUGAAAUUAAAAGAAGUGCCAGAUAUAUUGCAGAAGGAGCGUCUUCAGAGGAAGAUUUUGCACAUGUUUCCAAAUGCAAUUUGUCAGAAAAGUUUUGCUUCAAUUUUGGCAUAUAAAAUUCCAAUGGAAGAUGUCCACUCACUUGCACAAUCUUUUUCUAAACUAGAGGAAGCAAAACAUGCCUUUAAUGUUGAGGAAUACAGCUUCUCUCAAGCAACACUGGAACAGGUUUUUGUGGAACUUGUCAAAAAGCAAGAGGAGGAAGACAGCAAUUUUGGAACAUUAAACGGAACAAUUAGUUGGGAACGAUCUCAGGGAGAGCGAGUUGUUUUCUAACCUGUUCUGCAUGCAAGAACAUCAUUUCUCUGUUGUUGCUUUUUAAAGGUGGCAUUUUUGCUGUUUUGGCAUGUUCAGGAAGAAUGAUGAAUUUGAAACAUACACCUGAACAUACACCUUCUUUGCCUUAUUAUUAAUAUUAUAUAUAUUUUUGAAAUCCCUUUAUUUUUUUAAUAUUAUUAUUACUGAUCCAUGAUUUGCUUUUCUAAUGAAAGCUUCCAAUGCCUUUAUCUAGUUGUUUUGUUUGAUAAUGAUAGUAGAAAGAAAGCACUAUGCAAUUUAAUUGUUUAAGGAGAAUUUCUGACUUUCUAUUUUAUAAACUCCUAUUGAAUUUGUGCAGAUAUACAUAAUGUGUAUCCACAUGAUUGGGGAACAGCAACAGGUAAUUGGGUGCAUCUCCAUUUGCAUGGAAUAUAACUCCACAAGCAAGCUAUUCCUGUACGCAAUUUUAUUUAUUUAUUUAUUUAUUUAUUUAUUUAUUUAUUUAUUUUUGUCCCCAAGCUACCUGUCAAAAAUCUUUUCUGGUGUCCAAAACAACAUAGCUUGUGGUACUCAGAGUCCCAUUUGCAGAAGGAAAAAGGAUCCAAAUUACUCAUUAUUUUCUGUGUGUGCUACAUUUUUUUGAAGUCUGAUUUUAAGAUUUGCCUUGAACAAUUACAUAGAAAGAUCAUUUUCUGACAUUGACUUACAGUCUUCCCCAAAAGAACUCUCUUUUAAAGAGCGGUUUGUCCAAUUUCCACCACUGUAUCACAUGCACAUUCAUAUGCCAGUCAAAUGUUAAGAUAAAUUAAUCUCCAGUCAGUUGUGGGUUCAUGUACAUCUUAACUUGUAAUACACCAUUAACCAAAAUACCUACAAAGUAAUUUUAUGCUUCUUUUUAAAAGUUUAUCUUAAAAUAAUUUUGAUGCAAAGCAGUAAUGGAAUUUUCUGUAUGCAUUAGCAUCUCAGUUUGAUGGGUUUUUUUAAAAUAUAAAAUAAAAUACAUACUCUAUUAGGUCAUAUUAUCUGGGCAUGACCUAUAAUAUUACAGGCAAGUUUAGAAUAAUUCGCUUUUCAUCAGCUUGUAAAACAUAUUCUUGCCUAUGUCAGGAGAAAUGUACCUGCACUUUAAGCCACUCUGAAUUACUGCUUAUCAUUCAUUUAUAUCCAAAUGCAUGUCUGGACAUUGUAACCUACUAAAAUAUAUUUUCUUUUGAAGGAUUUAAGCUAUCAUUAUUGGAAAUUGUCACAGUAAAAAACCAACUGUACAGUGCAUGCAGAGAUAUAUUGAAAUAGAGUUUCCCAAGUAAACACUUUUACAAAUGCUAAUCCAGUAACCAAAUGGUUAAAUUUAUCUACAUUCUUAUUAGCAUAUACUGUAUUAUAGCAUUUUAAAACAUUGCAUUGUCUUGAUUAUAUUUGCUGAGCUUCAACAUACAGGAUCUAUUAUAUAUGCAGUAAGCAAACCUCUUGGCAUUCAAGGUCUUAUAUAUUAUGUCUGUCUAAAUAUGGAUCCAAUCCAAAAAUAUUUAAUGCAAAUCGUGGUCUGUGAAAAAAUUGCAAUAUCAGAAGGAUUUCCACACAUGUUAGGCUGAAGUACAUUAAACCAGACCAUUUUUAAAAUACUGUAACUAUAUGACUGAUGAGUAGUGUAGCCAGUGCAGCACAUGUGCAUCAUAUUUGAUAUUGUACAACUUUCUGCAGAUUCUUCUGGAUCUAAGUCUGAUUCAUUUCAAUAGAACUUCAUCCUGUAUGAAUGUUACAGCUGACAAAUGAUUACAAAUGAUUAUUCAUUAUUAGUUGGCUAAUAUCUAAUACAAAAUAUUAGGACAACUUCCAAACAACAGGGGGGGGGGGGGAAUCAGCACAAGAUCUCAAGCUAUUCAGAGAAUUCUAAAAACCUAUUGGAACAGUGGCUCUUGACUAACCUAAAAGACAACAGAGGAAGGUCCAUUUGCAGUCUCACCAGAGGAGCUGAAAGCAAGGGACUGGCAAAUUAACCAUUUGUAAGUUGUUUGGGGAAACUUUAGAGCUGAAGGGUGGGAUAUGAAUACCCUAAUAGAGAAGGGCCCUUGUGCAUGUUAUAUCAUGGUUAUGUGCCUAAUACUGUUCACAGUUAUUAUUGCACAUGGAGUGUGGUGAUGGGAUACAACUCAACAGUUCAGCAUUGCACAUUUUUAAUACAGAAUUCAGAUUUAUUAAUAGUCUGCUGAGCCUCAAAAGAAACAUGACUUAGGCUGGCCUAAGGUCAACUCAGGCAAAUAACUACUUUGAUCUCUGUAGCAUGCCUUCUGUUUCUAAUUCUAACUGUAUGGACAAGGGACUGUUCUUUAGGAUAUAUAAUAAAAACUUU